Molecule: messenger RNA, 2598 nt
Organism: Chlorella variabilis
Lineage: Eukaryota; Viridiplantae; Chlorophyta; Trebouxiophyceae; Chlorellales; Chlorellaceae
Exons: 26
Coding region: 1-2598 (865 amino acids)
Molecular function (GO): protein binding
Source: RefSeq, a predicted model, not a curated record
AUGGGCGGGUUCACCGAUUUUGAGGAGCUAGUGAGCGACGCUCGGGAAGAGUGCCACGCCUCUGUUGAGGCCUACCUCACGCUGCAGGCAAGGUGGCUGCUGUCACUGUGGGCACAUGACAUGCCCAGCGUGGAUGUGAGGCGGGGCCGGCUGAUUGCAAAUGCCGAGUCGUUCGUUCACAUGCUGGGCACUGCCAUCGAAACACUGCUGACUCAGAUGCGUGCAGAUCGCAAGGCUGCACUGGAGGCAUCGGGAUUGGAUGAUGAUGAUGAUGAGGAGGAGGACCUGGACGACAGCUUCUACCCAGCCAGCCUGCCACCCUGUAUCCUGGCCAACAAGGAGCCGUUCAAGGGCGGUGACUGGCGCAAGACACCCUACAUCCCACGGCCAUAUGUGCGGCUGACCGAGUACGACAUUGUGGAGCCCAGCAUGCGGGAGGUUAUCCUGCGCAAGCUGUCCACAAAGAAGCAUGGCGGCUGCUCUGGCCAACACUGCAAAUCACGCCAGGACCUCGGCCUGUACAAGCACACGCUGAGGCUGGGAGAGGACGCCGAGGAGGUAGACAGCUGGGGCAUGGACUGCUACGUGCGCAGAAACAUCAUGGAUGCUGUGCUGGAGAGCGGAGCUUUUGGGUCGUGGAUACCGCCCGAUUACAAAGCACUGCUGGCGGCAAACCCUGUGGAGUACGCCGCGAUGCGUGCAGCGGCCAGUGGCAGCGGCGGCGCUGCCACCUCUCCUGUGGCUGCUGCGCUGCCGCCACCACCCAGGGCCAAGAAGCAAGAUGAGGACGAGAAGGCAGAUGAGCAUGAGCACAAGGAAGGAGAGGAAUCGGAUGAAGACAAGGUGCUGCCUUCGACACCCGCUGCUGAGCGGAAGGAGAGCGGCAGUGAGAUUGUGGACGACGAGAAGGCAGCAGCAAUCGCAGCGGCGCUGGCAAGCCCCCCCCCCACCCCCGCUCAAAUUGCUGUGGAGAAGCGGGUGGCAGACUGGCUGGAGCGGGGGGAGAAUGGAUGGGAUUUGUUGAGAGCGGUCCAAGAAGUGAAGCAGCUGGCGCAGAAGGCUAUGGAGGAGGAGAGCCUGCUUGCAGCAGAGGCAGUGGAGCAGCGCAUUAAGGAUGUCGGCUACAACUACUUCCGGUUGCACCCGAAAGGGGUGGGGCUGAUCUGCAAGCAACAGGGCGGCAUCCCGCCCCUAACCUUCGAUGCUGUGAAGAAGAUCACUGGAGACGAGCUGCCUGACUUCUACAACAUAGUGCUGGAGCGGCCAAAGGAUGACCCUGAUGGAUAUGACGUGCUCUUCAUCGAUGCAGCGGCAAAGGGCGCGCUGGCAAGCCGCAUGAGUCACAGCUGCACCCCCAACUGCCAGGCCAUCGUGAUGGCCUGCGGAGGCCGCCUCACCAUUGCGCUCUACACGCUGCGCGAGGAGCUGACGUUUGACUAUAGCAGUGUGACUGAGAGCGAGAAGGAGGGGUCCUACCUCUACUUCACUGGCAGCCGCGCCUUCCAACAGGUCAUGAACACCAAGCACACCGUCAUGGGCUGGGCGAUAGCGCGCUUGGCAGCGCUGAGCACGGAGAUCAUCUGUGAGUACAUUGAGGAGGAGGAGGCGCACCUGAAGGAAGACCUGCUGGGUCACCCAUUGGGCAUCUAUAAUGAGGCCAGUGCAACCGCAGAAGCCAAGGGUGUGGUGAUUAAUCGGCUGCAAAAUGUCGUAAUUACGUUGGAUAAGGUCAAAAUGGUGCUACAGGCCCCCAACCAGACGGAUGAGGAGCUGCAGAGUGCCGUCCAGCGACACUCUGCCGAGCUUCCUGGUGCCUUGUCUAAGAUGUGCAGCCUGGUGAUGCAGCCAGCCUUAGACUUUGCGGACGCGCGCUGCAAGCUAAUGCAGCUGUAUGAGCAGCUGCGCGCACUAGACGUAGAGAACAAUGGCGGCCUGACAGCCGUGGCCGAUCUGUUGCUGCUCUACGCAUCCACGCUGCAUUGGUUCACGUGCGAACGCGGCUACAAGGGUGUGACCUCACCACCCGUGCCACUUAACCUGGCAGACCUGGCGCUGGACCGCACCCAGGAGCAGACCCCGGCUGCAGCAGCGGCGGCAGUGGCUGCGGCUGCGGCGGCGGUGGUUGACAGCGAUAAGUUGUUGGGCAGCAGCAACCUGCGCAAAGUGUACCGCCCGUUGUACUUGUGGGGCCAGCUGUCCGGCUGGUUCAAGCAAACCGUCAACGACCCCACCGCUUCGCUGUCUGCUGAGCGCCGUGGCACCAUCAGCCUGCCCGAUGUUGAUAGCAGCUUUGCGGGUGGCAAGACGCGGUACACAGCCAAGGCGAGCAGCACUUUGUGUGACCGCGGUGACCUGAUUGACCAGCUGGACAAGCGGCCCGACGCCAUGUGGCGCACUGGCACACUCUGGUCCUUCCGCAACGAGGCCAAGGUGUACGGAAGCCCCAUGCUGGACGCUGUGUGGUGCGAGCUGUCGCGCGGCACGGGCGGCGGGGACCCUCUACCUGGAGUGCUGUCGGAGCUGCGUGGUGCGGCGGUUCCCCCACGCCUUCAGGAUGCCGAGCCUGGUGCGAAGGCGGGGCGCGGCAAGAAGAAGUAG